AUGGAAUCAACUCAAGCAGACCCGUUCAACAUGUUCAGAAGUCCUUUUCCAUCCAGACACCUCACCGCCGCUCAAGAUCUCCGAAUCCAAGAGCAAAUUCGAUUUCCUGAGCGAGAGUAUGUUAGCUAUGUCAUAUCAUGCUCGCGAACAGAGAUCAAGUAUGAAGAUGUGUCAAUAGAUACCACAGACUUCAUCCAAGGUUCAUUGGCAUCUUCCCUCGUUUUUAGCGCUAAGAUAGAGGGGACAGCAGACAACCCAGUCAUCACAUGGUUCGUUUUUCAUCACAAAGACCAUGACAAUAAUGCGGCGAAUUUCCUUCGAUGGGUACUCAGCGGUUAUGGUUAUGCGAUUGAAUUGGACAUUGGAUCUCUGCUUCUUCGGGCUGAAGAUUCAGAACGGACUAUACAGACAGUCUGUAGCAGGGCGUAUGCUAGGAGCAUUUGUUACCAGGAUUUUUGGCCACUAUAUCCGCGACUUGUCUACCUUCUGUAUCUUACGAGCAAAAAGAUCAACCAAGAAGAUGCCGACAGUACCAGUGGCGAAUCUGGCGAUGAGGAAUCUUGA
Messenger RNA from Talaromyces marneffei, 564 nucleotides. RefSeq lists its product as uncharacterized. NCBI's taxonomy places the organism in Eukaryota, Fungi, Ascomycota, Eurotiomycetes, Eurotiales, Trichocomaceae. The record is from RefSeq and is a predicted model, not a curated record. The transcript has a single exon. Bases 1 to 564 code for a protein of 187 amino acids.